ACCCUGAGGGCUACUGUCAAUGCUGUGUAGUGUGUAUGUUUACGGCCGAUUUGAGGCCUGACUCCACUGACUGACACUCUGAAGGCCCAGAUUGGCCUUAGAAACCUCACUCCCUCCCUCCUUCCCUCCGCCCACCCAGUCAAUGAGUGCUUGCCUCAUCCGGAUUGAUAGUGCGGAGACCUCCAGUCAAUUCUCAUCACUUGGAGCUCAUAUUAGGGGAUUCCCCUUACCCACGCCCACGUUCCUCCACCCAUCUUCAAUCGCGAUCGUGGCUAGCGUGAACAGGCUCAUGGAGGACUUGGAUCCUAAUCCCACAACGCUUCUAUUAGGUCGCAUCCCGGAUCGAUCCGAAGAGAACUCCUUUCAACCAAGUGCGGCUUCCCACUCGCUCAAGGAUCAGGCGGCCCAAGCCUUGCUGCCCUCGCCCCGAAAAAUCCACCCGGAUUCAUCGGAGAGCGAGGAUGCGGAUGACGAAUUGCCGCCCAGUCAAUCGCGUUCCGAGCGUCGACCUUCUUCCACCACUUCCAAUGGCACAGGUGCACGAGCUGGCCCGGCUCAUUACCGUCGGCGAGGCUCACGAUCGUCCCGCCCCAAUUCCAUGUCCUCGGUCAUCACCCCUUCACCCACCGAUUCGACUGCCUCAGAGUUGGAGGACCAAGCCGUCAGUCCCCUCGGCCAUGCGAGUGGAGUGUUGAAGCGCCGUAAGAAGCGCACCCGCCAUGUGGAUGAGUAUGAGAAGAUGAUGUCGCGGAAGAGUGCAGAUAUUCAAAAGGCCCUCGUUCACGCCGAUCCCUCCGUGGGUUUAGAAAGAUUGCGCGAAUUGGCCGUGUCCGAAUCCGGAUUGUUAAACGAUGCCUUGCGCAAGCAGGCUUGGCCCAAAUUGGUGUACAUACGCAUGACUGAAACACCCAUUAUGCCGAGUCAGAGCGAGUGCGAGAAGCACGCAGAAUACCAACAGGUGGUGUUGGACGUAAAUCGCAGCUUGAAACGCUUUCCUCCGGGCAUUAAGGAGGAAGUGCGACCCGAGCUUCAAGAUCAGUUGACGCGAUUGAUCGUGCGCGUGUUGCUGAAGCAUCCGGAACUGCAUUACUACCAGGGCUAUCACGACGUGGCCAUCACCUUUUUAUUGGUGGUGGGUGAGGACAUGGGCUAUGACAUCAUGGAGCGGCUCUCGUGUUCACAUUUACGCGACUUCAUGGCUCCAACAAUGGAGCGCACCACCUUGCUUUUGAAUUACAUGUACCCAUUGAUCAACCGAAUGAACCCUGAACUUCACGACUUCCUUGUCUCGAGUGAGGUGGGCACGAUCUUCGCUCUACCUUGGGUCAUCACUUGGUUCGGUCACGUGCUGCCCGAUUACGAGGAUGUUGUCAGACUUUACGAUUUCUUCCUAGCCAAACCCGCGCUCAUGCCCAUCUAUCUGGCGACGGCGUUGGUGCUUCAUCGCAGUCAAGAGGUGCUUAUGGGCGAAUGCGACUUGGCCGCGGUUCACUCGCUAUUGUCUCGGAUCCCCGUCAAUUUGCCCUUUGAGAAGCUCUUGUUGGAUGCGGAAGACCUAUAUCAGGCUCAUCCCCCGAAAACCGUCGCGAAGGAGGCGGAGAAGCGAUUCCAGAAUCUUCAACGGCAAUUACGGGCUCCUCGCAGCCGUUACAAUGCAUUGGACUCCACCCCGUGGAAAGGCUAUGUAGCCGGUGGGGUCCUUUUGGGCGCGCCCGUUUUAGCUGGGGUGUUGGCUUGGAAAUAUUUCAAUUCCUCGUAGAGGGUCAUAUUUGAGUGGGGCUUUUUGUGCGUGAUUUUUGGGAAUACUUCUUAUUAUCACUAUAACAAUUAUUCUAUUUAUGGUUAAAUCAAUUUGACUCAACAAAAGAGAUAAAUACGGGCAUGACCAAGUUA
Molecule: messenger RNA, 1893 nt
Organism: Tigriopus californicus
Lineage: Eukaryota; Metazoa; Arthropoda; Copepoda; Harpacticoida; Harpacticidae
Product: TBC1 domain family member 20-like
Exons: 4
Coding region: 143-1759 (538 amino acids)
Biological process (GO): endoplasmic reticulum to Golgi vesicle-mediated transport; positive regulation of GTPase activity
Cellular component (GO): endoplasmic reticulum membrane
Molecular function (GO): GTPase activator activity
Source: RefSeq, a predicted model, not a curated record